CAUCAAACCAUUCUAGAAAAUAUUAUAUAUGUUGUAACAUUUAUUUUUAUUUUUAUUUUUAUUCAAUGUUGUAACAUAUUCAAAUCUAUAAGCUAAGCCUCUUGGCACUUGCCCAACUUGUCCUUGGUACGCGUUCUUUAUCUCAUCAGCACUGCAUGCGUCAUCUACUUGAUUGGUUUUCUGUGAAUCUUCUACAGAUUAUAUAUAUAAAAGGAACCAUGUACAAAGUAACUCAUCCUGUAAACCUCACAGAUCAACCAACAGAAAUAUUUGCAUUUCUUCUUCCUUCUUGCCAUCAAAAAGCCAUACAUGGCGAACCCCACUUCCCUUGUUGCAAAACCUAUUCUGGAUGAUAUUAUUAAGACUACUUUGGCCUUGAUCAAGGAGACCUAUUCUUCUGUCCGUGGCGUGAAGAAAGAAGUAGAGAACCUCUCGAGUAAGCUCACUGCUAUCAAAGCCGUGCUUGUAGAUGCGGAGAACAAGCAAGAGAACAAUCAACAGCUAAAAGAUUGGCUCGGAAAGCUCAAGAAGGCAGCUUUUGAUGCUGAAGACAUACUGGAAACUUUUGCAGCAGAAGCUUAUCAUUGGAAAAAGCGGCAGACUGCGGUACGUAACUCCCUACCUUCUUUAGGCAAAGUAUCCUCUAAAUAUGAUACUGCACAAAAAAUCAAGGAUAUUUCAAAAAAGUUUGAUACAAUUGCUGAAGAAAAAAACAAAUUCCAUCUCGUCAAUAUCCAAGAUAAUGGCGGUAGGCCUGAGACCCCAAUACACACGGGGCCUUUUGUGGAUAAGUCGGAUGUAGUUGGUAGGGAGGGUGAUAAAGAUCGCAUAAUACAAAUGCUGCUUUCGAAUGAAUUUGAUGAAGAAGGCGAAGUUUGUGUGAUUCCAAUAACAGGAAUGGGAGGCCUAGGCAAAACAACUCUUGCUCAACUUGUCUUCAACGAAGUAAGUAAGGACCAUUUCAACCCAACCAUGUGGGUCUGCAUCACACCUGAGUUUGAUCUCACGAGGAUUCUUAAAGAAAUGAUUCAAUUUCAUUCCAAGAUGAAAUUGGAGGACUGCUCCACAAGCCUCCUACAGUUACGACUUCAAGACAUCUUGAGAGGAAAACGUUUCUUACUUGUUCUAGAUGAUGUCUGGACAGAGGAUAUCUCAAAAUGGUAUUCUCUGCGAGUUCUCUUAAAACAGGGGAAAAAGGGUAGCAGAGUUUUGGUAACCAGUCGGAGUAUUAGGGUUGGGGAAAUUGUAGGCACUCAACCUUCCUAUCGUUUGCAAUAUUUGCCUGAAAAUGAAUGCCAGUUCUUGUUUGCAAAGAUUGCAUUUGGGAAUAUUGGCACAACUUUAUCCAGCGAGAAACGGGAAGAAUUGGAAGAAAUUGGUAGAGAAAUCGUUAGAAAGUGCCAAGGUCUCCCUUUGGCAGUCAAGGCAAUGGGAGGUCUCUUGCGCGGUCACAUUGAUGUAAACAAAUGGCAGCAAAUUCAAAGAAAUGAAAUAUGGGAAAUAGAAAACCAGAACCCUGCAGCUGACACUCUCAAUGUCAUGGGUCUUCUAAAAUUGAGCUAUAACCACCUACCUUCUUAUCUAAAGCGUUGUUUUGAGUAUUGCUCCUUGUUUCCUAAAUCCCAUGUGUUCUAUAAGGCAGAGUUGGUCAAACUCUGGAUGGCGGAAGGAUUUAUAGAAUCCUUGGGACGAGAUACAAUGGAGGAGACUGGGAUUGCAUAUUUUAGUGAGCUUUUAAUGAGGUCCUUCUUUCAGCCUUCAAGCAUUGACAACAAUCAGAUAUUCAACAUGCACGAUCUUAUGCAUGACUUGGCAACAUCAAUUUCAAGCCCCAAUUACUGUCAAGUGAAGGACAAUGAGUUCAGUUUCUCUGAACAUACUCGUCAUGUGUCCUUGCUCGGUAAAGAUGUCAAGCAACCCAUGUUGGCGAUUGUCAAAAUUGCUCAGAAGUUGCGCACACUUCUACUGCCUAAUGGCCACAUGGAAAACUUUGGUCAAGCCCUUGACAAAGUGUUCAAUACAUUGAAAUACAUGCGGGGGUUGGAUCUUAGUUCAACCCAGAUCAAGGAAUUGCCUGACUCAAUUAAAGAGUUGAAGCUGUUGCGCUACCUCGACCUCUCUAGAACAGAAAUCAGACUUCUCCCCAACUCAAUUUGCAAUCUCUUCAAUUUGCAAACGUUGAAGCUCUUGGGGUGCAUUUGGCUUUCUAGUUUGCCACAAAGUAUGGGAAAUUUGGCUGAUCUUCGAUACCUUGAGCUCGAUGAUAUGUUCUGGUUGAAGCUAUCCAGGUUGCCACCAAGUAUGGGGAACUUAACCAAUUUGCACAAUUUGCCAGUAUUUCACGUUGGCGACGAAGAAGGGUAUGAAAUUGAACAAUUGGAGAAAAUGGUGCGUCUUUCAGGAACAUUGCAUAUCUCAAAGCUAGAGAAGGCAGUCAAUGCAGGAGCCGCCAAAUUGAAUGAGAAGAAGAGCCUUGACAAGUUGGUGUUUGAAUGGAGUAACAGAGUUGUCCAUACACAAGAUCAAGCAACUGAAAACAGUGUACUUGAACGUCUAGAACCUCACUCAAACCUCAAAAAGCUCCAAAUUUUACGUUAUGGGGGCAAUGAAUUUCCUGCUUGGAUGAGAGAAGGGGGGCUCCAAAAUUUAGUCAGUCUUACCUUGAAUGGUUGCCUAAAAUGCAAAACCCUCGAUCUAGGUGAUCAGUUACCCAAUCUUCGAGAGCUCUACAUCAAAGGUAUGCAGGAGUUAGAGAAAUGGACGGAGGUCGAAUGCUACUCCCUUCGCUUGCUAAAGUUGAGUAAUUGUCCGGAGCUAAGGGAGUUGCCUGACAUCUUUCCAAUUUUAGAUUACUUGAAGAUCAAGAGAUGUAAUUCCUUAAGGGCUCUUCCAGUGGUCCCAUAUUUGCAGAUUCUAAUACUCAUUGACAAUCUUAUUCUGGAGGAUUGGCAUGAAGUAAAUAUAGUGAUGCCUGAAACCGCCACUCGCCGACCCUCUUUGAUUGAAGUGUCAGAACUGAAAGUAAUUAGCUACCCCAAGCUGCAGGCAUUGCCACAAAACUUCAAUCCAAAAAAGCUGGAGAUCCAUGGGUGUGAGCUGCUGACCACUCUCCCACCACCACACCAUGCUCAACGUCUUGAGCAUUUAGCUCUAGAUGCAAGUCGUGAUGGAGAAUUAGUGAGGGCAAUGCUAGAUCCCAGCUCUCUACACUCGUUGGUUAUUUCAAACAUAUUCUCACUUCCCAAAUGGCCCGGACUUCCAGGGCUCAAGGCGUUGUACAUUCGUGAUUGCAAACAUCUGGUGUUCUUGUCCGACACAGAAGAAGGGUCGCUGCAAACCUUGACCUCUCUCAAGCUACUUUCCAUUCGAAAUUGUGAAAAGCUGGAGACACUAAAUGAGGAGCUACCCACUUCGCUGGAGUGUUUGAUUAUCGCAUCAUGCCCCCUUCUCAAGUCAUUUUCACUGAACAACCUCCCUUCACUCACUGACCUUUACAUUGAGGAUUGCCCUUUGCUCCAGUCCUUACCCAAGGAUGGGCUUCCCAACUCUCUUCAACAUUUGCUAAUCCAAACAUGUCCUCUGUUAUCUCAGCGAUGCCAGAAGGAGGGUGAAGGAGGUCGAGAUUGGCCCAAAAUUGAGCACAUUCCUGACUUGGAGAUUGAUAAUUACCAUAUUGUCCUACCAACAUCACCAGUGGCAAACCGGCCAGCUUGGUAUCGUCAAUAUUUUCUAUGCUGCAGAGGAAUUGACACUAUUGAUAUAGGCGGGGCAAAAGAAUGACCAAUCUAAUUCUCCUCGUUUAAUGCAAUGACAAAAAGGACUAAAUUCAAAAGUGAAGACGCUGGUGGAAUUCAAGGGACACUAUGCACAUCCAACAAUAUGUUAUCCAUGGUGAAAAGAUUAAGAAACUGCGGCUCAGAAGUACUGAACACAAAGGGUCGGUUGUGUGCUUCUUAGAAUAUAGGAAAUUAAAUCAAGUUAAUUGUGGUACUUGUUUUAGUUGCUUUCUAAUUAGGAGUUAUUGGGUAUUUUCUUAUUGAUCAAUGUAUUUGCAUGGUUUAAUGUGGGUGUUAAGCACUUGUUUAGGGUUUUAAUGUGGGGGAGGAGUUUGAGGCUGUGGUCUUGACUCCAUUAUAACACAAAUAAAAGAGUCUUAUAGGGAUUGAAUAAAAAAUUCAGGUUUUUUAUGUAACUAUUAAUCCAUGUUGAAUAAUUGUGUUGGUUUUAUAAAAAUUUGUUUCUAAUCCCUAUGCAAUAUUAGCCCGUUUCUCCUGCAUAAUUAUUGAAAAUGAAUAAGAAAAAGAAAAUUAAAAAUAAGCUCAAUCUCUCUAAUCUCAAAUAGAAAUGGUGAAGGCUUGGUAAUGAAAUCUUGCUUAGAGGGAAAAAAACAAAAAACAAAAAACCCAGAAAUGGUUAAGUUGUGACAGAGUAAUUCCUUCUAAUUUGAGAAGCAAAGUAACUUGCAUAUCUAAAGUUUAACUUAGUGUUCAUAUAUAUCUUACCAUUCUUCUUCUCCUCGAAUUCUGUCAUGAAAUUACUGUUGCUGUUUUUAUUAUACUAAGAUAGGCAUGGAUUAUUGCACAUUAUCAUGUGGGAGAAACAUAUUGAUUAGAAACAGUUCGAUCAACUGACCUUCCUU
Corylus avellana is the source of this 4639-nucleotide messenger RNA. RefSeq names its product putative disease resistance protein RGA3. The record is from RefSeq and is a predicted model, not a curated record. Gene Ontology annotation, molecular function: ADP binding. Lineage: Eukaryota; Viridiplantae; Streptophyta; Magnoliopsida; Fagales; Betulaceae.